UUUAUCGGUCUUCGAUCUCUGGACGUUAAGCGUGCAUUCCUUCUUCCUAUUCUUCACUGUUCUUCUACAGUUUCCUCUUUCCCAUUCCCACUUUCCCCUUUGUUUCUCUAAAACUUUUCUUUCCCCUCUCCAUCUUCACACCCUUUCGCUAAAAGGUAAAUUAGGGGAAUUGACUGUAAACAAGUACUGGGGGAUAAAAGGAACUAUAUUGGAACAAAAAAUAUGCCUUGGUCGAGUUCUACUGUCGAUGUGUUUCACAAAGUUGUGCGCCUGAAAAUAUGCUGUUGGUUUAUACUAUAAAUCAUUUCUCAUCCCAUUGAUCCUUUCCUAUUUCAUUUCUUAUCUGCUUCACAUCAUCUAACCAUGGGAUCCAAUCACUUUUUUAUCAUUGCUUCUGAUAUCUACAUUAGCUGAAGCCAGUUUACCAUCUGAAUUCUGUCUUAGGCUUUAGUUCUAUAUUCCAAUUUCAGGAUUCCAAGCUAUUUUUCAUCUUAGUUUGCUUAAGAUUUUUCAGAUUUUCUACUUUUGCUCAGUUCCCCUGUGUUAUGCUUGCUGGUUGGUGUACUCUGAACUUUGACAAACCGACUAGGCCUUUGUUUCAUUGUGUAGCCCCUUCUGUCUCACAUCAUUUUCAUCCUUCAUUAUAGUAAAGGGUUAAAAGUAGUUAUGGUGUGCCAAGCAGCGAGUCAAACACGAUUUCGGGCAUUGAAACAUGAAAAUGGGAUUGCUGGGAAGCCAACAAUUAUUGUUAAAGUGAUAGCAUGUUUUCAACCUUUGCAGAAUUGCCAGGCUGAGUACUUCCGUCAUUUGCUCAAACCUGUCACGUAGAUCAAUUUGUGAUUUUUGCAAUACACUUAAGCUGAAGUUUUUCUCUUUUGUUCUUUUUUAAUUAUUUGUUUCUGAAAGAAUCAGCUAGUAACUGAACAGGGGAAAUCAGAGGCAUAUUCAUCUUGUGGUGAUUGUUUUUUUGUUGGAUGGUUAAGACUGGAGAUUCCUGGCCUCAGCCUGGGCAUUCUGCUGGGAACCUGCCCAAUUUAAAUUGCACGAAUGAGUUGCUAAAGUUCAGGUUGCAAUGUCUGAACCCAGACACUAAUGUCUCUUCUGCACAAACGGAAUUUUGGGGAUCAUCUAUUCAUCAUGGUAGUUUGAAUUGGGAGCAGAAGAAUGAGAAUCGGUUGCUUCACAGCUUUCCAUCUUAUUUCGGGACCAUGCAUUCCAAUGCACUUCCAUGCCUUGUGGAGAAACAGUUUGAUUCAUCUUUGGGAUUUGGGCGAAUGACCAUACCUGAUUCAAAUACUGAGUUUCCUAAGAGGGAAUUCAUCAUCUUUGAUCAGACUGGAAAUCAAACUAGUGUAAUGUAUAGUUCUGAUACUGCUCAGAUUCCCAUCUCAAUUAGUACAAAGAAUUGUAGUCAUGGCUUAAAUGAUGAUGAAGAAGAUGCUGCUGGGGAUAUUGAUUUAAAAAAUUAUUUAUUUCACAAAGAUCCUUUGAAAAGUGGAAUUGCUGGUGAGGAGAGUGAGAUGCAUGAAGACACAGAUGAAAUAAACGCCUUGCUUUAUUCAGAUGAUGACAAUCACUAUAUCAGUGAUGAUGAAGUAACUAGCACUGGUCAUUCUCCACCGCUGAUUAAGGAACUUUAUGAUAAACAAAUUGAGGAAAUGAAUGAGGAAGUUGCUAGUUCCGAUGGCCCCAGAAAAAGGCAGAGAAUGGUAGAUGGUGGGCACAAGAAAUUGUCAGAAGCUCCCGUUUCAGUGAAAGUAGAUGCACUUAACAACUACAGAGUUGAUAUGAAGUCAAGCUACACUGGUGGCAAUAGCCAAGGACAUCUUAUGGAUUCCAAUUUUUCAUCAAAAAAAGACAAGUUACGAGAGACUUUGAAACUUCUUGAAACCAUGGUCCCUGGUGCUGAGGGCAAGCACCCAAUGUUGGUCAUUGAUGAAGCUAUAGACUACUUGAAGUCUCUAAAGUUUAAAGCAAAAGCUAUGGGUCUAGCUGCUGCCACACUCCCUCACCGUGAUGUCGGUCAAGGAUAUCAGGAUGGGAGAAAAAGGUGGUAAGCAAAGAUUUCUUUACAGAAUGAUUGUUGUAUUUGAAAAUCAAUAUGGUAAUGGGACCCCUAUGGACAUUAUGGGACUGUACGUAAUGGGCUACUAAAGGAAUUUAAGUGUAAUAUGCAGAUACUGCUCUUUGCUUGUUGCCAUUGAAAGACAAAAUGGGUAAUGUUGACCAGAAAUGAUUGUUAUCUAUUUGCUUUUGGGGCACUAAAGAUUAAAGGAAUCACUGGGAUUUGACUACUUGGAAGGUGACAGUGGAGGUAUUUGUUGUAUUUUUGAGGGACCCCUCUUUUUCAUGGAGAAACCCCAUGAAUUUAGUGCAUGCGCAUUUGGUUACUUAGGCCCCACUCUCCACUAAACUCUCCACCUGCAUUCUCUAUAUCAUGCUUUUGCCUUCUCUUUACAUUGUAUGGAUAAGAAAAAAACAAAAUGCAGAUAAUGAAAAGUAUUGGAAAAGUGAUUCAGGUGCAACAAAUUGCGAGAGUACUGCAAUGUGUUUCAUGAUGAAUAUGGUGGGAGCUGAGCUGGAGUUGCGCUUUAAUCAAUGAUGCCGUAAAGGUAAGCUUGUUUUUUUGUUGCAAAGUGGGAAGUGAUUGCUUUUUGUACAGAGAAAAAUUGUGAAGGUGGAGUGGGGGGUGGUGGCCUCUGGUUCUGCUCGUGAGAAUUUCCACUGUACUCUGCUCUUGUUUUUUUAGAUUUGUUGUUUCUAAUGGGCUCUUGGUUUGUCUAUUUGAGUUUGAAGAUCAUGAAUAAUUGGUGGCUGAAUUCUGCAUUAUUUGUUUUCAAUUCCACUCUUUUUUAUCUGUUCUUUCUUUU
Molecule: messenger RNA, 2870 nt
Organism: Cucumis sativus (cucumber)
Lineage: Eukaryota; Viridiplantae; Streptophyta; Magnoliopsida; Cucurbitales; Cucurbitaceae
Product: transcription factor bHLH143
Exons: 4
Coding region: 975-2057 (360 amino acids)
Source: RefSeq, a predicted model, not a curated record